Messenger RNA from Rosa chinensis, 3021 nucleotides. Its product is annotated as ATP-dependent DNA helicase Q-like SIM. NCBI's taxonomy places the organism in Eukaryota, Viridiplantae, Streptophyta, Magnoliopsida, Rosales, Rosaceae. Gene Ontology annotation, biological process: double-strand break repair via homologous recombination. Gene Ontology annotation, cellular component: cytoplasm; chromosome; nucleus. The record is from RefSeq and is a predicted model, not a curated record. The transcript has 16 exons. Gene Ontology annotation, molecular function: nucleic acid binding; four-way junction helicase activity; ATP binding. Bases 171 to 2909 code for a protein of 912 amino acids.
GAUUUCAUUUCCUUUCCUUUCCGAGAACCAAAGGCACGUGACUCAACCCGUUGUUGCACGACAUGCCGUGCGCCAAGAGAAAACCCAGCCUUCAAAAUUCCCCAGUUCUGUGUUUGGCGGGUCUAGGUUCGCAGAGAUAGAGACUCUUCUUCGUCUCGGUCUGAACUCUGAUGAGCUCAAGGGGCAUUCUGCAUACCAUGAAUGGCAAUGGUGUCUCAUCUGAUGAAGUCAUUGCCAAGCUGCUUGAAAUGGGUUUCGAGAAUUCCAGUGCCGUGGAGGCUGUAAAAGAAGUAGGGCCAUCAUUUGAUGAUGCAUUGGAGUUUAUAUUGAAUGGUUGUUGUAGAAGCAAUCAGAGAGCAUUGAGUAGUUCUAGAUGUUCUACAAGCCAGGCAAAGGCUCCAGAGAAAAGAGCUUUGCCCUCCUCAAAACCGUUGGGUCAAAUUCGGCAGUCUAGCAUACUGGACCAUUUCCAAUCCUCGAGUGGACCUAAGCGGAGGAGGACUCAUGUGUUACCUGAUGUACCUGUAUCAGAAAUGGUGCGUGGUCCUGUAGAACAAGGUGUGGAACCUCUUUCUGGUGUGGAUAGCAUUGAAGUUUUAUCAGAAUCAUCUCUGGUUGAUUGCCUUGACAUUCGAUCAGAUUGGGAGAAGAAAGUCAGCAGUCUCUUGCAAAAGCAUUUUGGUUUUCUAUCAUUAAAACCUUUCCAGAAGGAGGUCUUAGCUGCUUGGUUGGCUCACCAAGAUACACUUGUUCUUGCUGCUACAGGAUCUGGAAAAUCUUUGUGCUUCCAGAUUCCAGCAUUGUUGACAGGGAAAGUGGUUGUUGUGAUUUCACCAUUGAUAAGCUUGAUGCACGAUCAGUGCUUAAAGCUGGCAAAACAUGGGGUUUCUGCUUGCUUUCUUGGAUCUGGACAACCUGAUAGUACUGUGGAAAAUAAAGCAAUGAGAGGCAUGUACAACAUAAUAUACGUUUGCCCUGAGACAAUAUUAAGACUGAUAAAACCACUCCAAAAGUUAGCAGAAAUACGUGGGAUUGCUCUUUUUGCAAUUGAUGAAGUGCAUUGUGUUUCAAAGUGGGGCCAUGAUUUUCGGCCUGACUACAGGAGAUUGUCUGAGUUGCGAAAGAACUUCAGUGCUAACAAUUUAAAAUUCUUAAAAUUCGAUAUACCACUGAUGGCAUUAACUGCUACCGCCACAAUUCAGGUUCGUGAAGACAUUCUUAAGUCAUUGUCCAUGUCAAAGGAAACAAAAGUUGUGCUUACUUCAUUUUUCCGGCCGAAUCUAAGGUUCAGGGUACAGCAUAGUAGAACAUCAACAUCAUCAUAUGAGAAUGAUUUUUAUGACUUGAUAGACAUGUAUACGGGCAAGAGAGGAAAAGGUGAAAAGAAACAAAUGAUCAUCUCAGAAGAAGUAAACGAAGCGCUGGACAGCUCAUCUAACAGUAGUAUGUCAGAGGCUGAUUGCAUUUCAGAGCAUGAUUUGGACAAUAUCGAGGAUGGUAAUUCCGACAGAUAUGAUGAAGCAAGUUCACUCCAGGAAAAUGGUUCAAGUGCUUCAAAGGGAAGGGAGCUGUCAGUUGACUACUUGGAAAAUGAUGUUGACAUCUUUCAGAGUGUUAAUGAUUGGGAUGUUAGCUGUGGUGAAUUCUGUGGACUACCUCUUUGUGAGGACUUGAAUACUAGAAAAGAAACUACAUCGGAGGUACUUGAUCCGCUGAGUCAACCAGAAGAAAGACUGAGACUUCUGCAACAGCCCCUAGAGAAAGGAUCAACGAUCAUAUAUGUUCCUACGAGAAAACAAACGUUGAAAAUUGCAACUUAUCUUUCCAAGUGUGGAGUGAAGGCUGCUGCCUAUAAUGCAGGGUUGCCAAAAUCACGUCUGAGGCAGGUCCACAAGAUGUUUCAUGAAAAUACAUUAGAGGUUGUUGUGGCAACAAUUGCUUUUGGAAUGGGAAUUGACAAGUUAAAUGUCCGAAGAAUCAUCCACUAUGGUUGGCCACAGAGUUUGGAAGCAUACUAUCAAGAAGCUGGUCGAGCGGGAAGGGAUGGAAAAUUAGCUGACUGCAUUUUAUUUGCAAACCUAACAAGACCACCAUCACUUUUACCGAGUCGAAGAAGUGAAGAGCAGACAAAGCAAGCAUAUAAAAUGUUGUCUGAUUGUUUCAGGUAUGGAAUGACUUCCUCAUGCUGUCGGGCUAAAAAACUUGUGGAGUACUUUGGGGAGGAUUUCAGUUAUGAGAAGUGUCUCUCGUGUGAUGUCUGUGUUAACGGACCUCCAGAAAUGCAGAAUUUCAGAAAGGAGGCAGAUGUCUUGAUGCAGGUUAUUGCUGCUCAAAAUAGACAAAGCAGAUACAGGAAUGAUUCAUAUGAUGAUGCCAUGAGUAGUGAUAUUAGACGUGAGAGCUAUAUGGGGAGACUCAAUCUCAGAAUGAUUGUCAGUAAAAUAAGAGAGCAGUCCCAACAGUUCAUGGCAACUGAGCUGCUUUGGUGGCAAGGUCUUCUCCGAAUUAUGGAAGGUAAAGGGUUUGUCAGAGAGGGAGAUGAUAAGAGACAUGUUCAAUUGAAGUUCCCCAAGCUAACAGAACUCGGCCUGGAGUUUCUGCGAUCUGAAAAGGAGAAAACUUUCUAUGUUCACCCUGAAGCUGAUAUGCUGCUCUCAAAAAGCAUGCCCAAAUCUUUCUCAACUUUCUCAGAGUGGGGAAAAGGCUGGGCUGAUCCUGAGAUUCGACGCCAGCGGUUAGAGAGUUUUCGACACAACAGAAGCCCACAAAGCUCUUUUGGUAAAAGAGGAAAACGAAAAUCACGAAAGAGAAAAUCAAGUGCAAGUAGUCAAAGUGUUAGAACUGUUCGAGGUAGAAUAGAGGCUAAACUCUCCAAACAAAGUAUCAGACCAAGGUCAUCGAAUCAAUAAAAUGUCUGUAAUUAGCAUGUAGAGUAUAUAGUAGCUUUCGACAAAAUACAUAACGGAUCCUGUAUGAUUCGAUAAGCAAUUAUUCACAUCAAAGUUUCCCAUCUUAUGGUUA